Messenger RNA from Ceratina calcarata, 1152 nucleotides. RefSeq lists its product as uncharacterized. The transcript has a single exon. Gene Ontology annotation, molecular function: RNA-DNA hybrid ribonuclease activity; nucleic acid binding. The coding region runs from base 1 to 1152 and encodes 383 amino acids. Gene Ontology annotation, biological process: DNA replication, removal of RNA primer. The record is from RefSeq and is a predicted model, not a curated record. Lineage: Eukaryota; Metazoa; Arthropoda; Insecta; Hymenoptera; Apidae.
AUGGAGGCACUGCUAUGCGUUGCACCGCUGAAGGUAAAGGUAGAGGAAACUGCCCUCCGAACCAUCAGUUUGUUAAACAACUGGGGAACAUGGAUUGGUAAUGACAAAGAACACGCAAGUAUCGAAAAAACAGCGGAAAUGGAAACAGGUAGUAGACUAACGUACAUCCUAAAUGCUCCAUCAGAUAGAAUCACUCCGAUCUACAGAUUUGGCAGGAAAUUCAAGACGAUCAUCAUGAAAAGAACAGACUGGACUAGGGAAGGCACUAACAAAUUGGAGGGCUGUGAAACAUGGUACACGGAUGGUAGCAAAGAUGAAGAGGGGUACACCGGAUGUGCAUGGACAGCCAACAAACCAAAUACAGGAUUCUACGAGCACAUGAGCAAAGACAACACGGUAUUUCAAGCAGAGGUGUUAGGCAUAACGAGAUGCACUGAAAUGUUAGAGAACAAAACUCGAAAGAAAAGAAUAGCGAUUUUCACUGACAGUCAAGCUACGAUAAAAGCCUUAUCGAGUAACGUCUUUAUGUCUAGACUGGUCCUCGAGUGUAGAGAUAAACUAAACCUGCUAGCUGUCGCGAACAUAGAAACCGUGGUAGGAUGGUGUCCAGGUCACAAAGGCAUUAAGGGCAAUGAAAAAGCCGACAGGUUGGCAAGGGUAGGAGGUCAGACUAAGAAAAUAGCAAUAGGACCUGAACCUUGGAUCCCAAUACCCUAUGCAGUGAACAAGCAAGAAUUGAGAAGAUACUCGUCUGAAAAGUUAAAAAGAAGAUGGGAGGAAACAUCUGAGUGCAGACAGGGGAAAAUAAUGAUUGGAGAACCGAAUAUAAAAAAGGCCAAGACCAUCACUACAAUGACGAAGAAAGAGGCAAGGAUAGCAGCAUACACGUACACGGGACAUGCACCGGUAGGUUACCAUCUUCACAAAAUGGGCCUUUUGGACAAUGGCAAAUGUACUGUCUGCCCUGACGAGGACGAGACGACAUACCAUAUUCUAGCAAAAUGUGUCAGAUACACCAAAACCAGGAGGGAGAUCUUCAAAUGUAGCAGAAUAGAAAUAGAUGAGGUUAAGUCACUUCGAUCCAUAGACAUUGUCAAUUUCAUGAUAAAAACGGAACCAUGGAACAAGGAGGCAGGUGUCAUACAAUUAUAG